AUGGCCGGAACCACUCUUCACCUCCGCUCCGAAUUGGGCAAGGCUCUUGAGCACCGAUCCGCCCUCACACCAGCUACUGCUAAAGCACUGAUCGAUGCUGGGUACACUGUGAGAGUCGAGCGUAGUCCGGAGCGCAUAUUCGAAGAUGAGGAGUUCGAGAAGGUUGGAGCUACUUUGGUGCCAGAGGAUACUUGGCGCGAGGCCCCUACAGAUCACAUCAUUAUUGGGUUGAAGGAGCUUCCCGUGGAUGAUUUUCCCCUCAAGCAUGUUCAUGUCCAAUUCGCCCAUUGCUACAAGCAACAAGGUGGCUGGGACAAAGUUCUGUCUCGAUUCCCCCGCGGCGGCGGUACCCUCCUCGAUCUCGAGUUCCUCACCGACGACAAGGGCCGUAGAGUAGCAGCCUUCGGAUACCACGCUGGCUUUGCUGGCGCAGCGCUUGCCCUCGAGACCUGGGCCUGGCAACUCACUCACCCCGCUUCCGAGCCCUUCCCAAGCGUCCAAAGCUACCCCAACGAAGAUGCCCUGAUUGCUGACGUCAAGAAGGCAAUUGCUGCCGGAAAGGAGAAAAGUGGCAAGGACCCUCGUGUUCUGGUCAUUGGUGCCCUCGGAAGAUGCGGUAGCGGUGCUGUAGAUCUCUGCCUGAGAGCAGGCGUCCCUACCGAGAACGUGUUGAAGUGGGAUAUGGCAGAGACGGCUAGGGGUGGACCAUUCCCUGAGAUUGUGGAGAGUGACAUCUUCGUCAACUGCAUAUACCUCAUGUCCAAGAUCCCCAACUUUGUCGACUCGGAGAGUCUUGAUACCCCCAACCGCAAGCUGUCUGUCAUCUGCGACGUCAGCGCCGACACCACCAACCCAAACAACCCCAUCCCCAUCUACACUGUUGCUACCACUUUUACCGAGCCAACGGUGCCGGUCGAGGUCAAGGGAGAGCCAAAGUUGUCGGUCAUCAGCAUCGAUCACUUGCCCAGUCUGCUUCCUCGCGAGGCAAGCGACGCUUUCAGCAAGGACUUGUUGCCCAGUCUGCUGGAGCUGAAGGAGUGGAAAACUCAUCCUGUAUGGUCCAAGGCCGAGAAGCUCUUCCAAGAAAAGGUGGCUACUUUGCCGAAGGAUCUCUUAUAA
Drepanopeziza brunnea f. sp. 'multigermtubi' MB_m1 is the source of this 1119-nucleotide messenger RNA. RefSeq lists its product as uncharacterized. NCBI's taxonomy places the organism in Eukaryota, Fungi, Ascomycota, Leotiomycetes, Helotiales, Drepanopezizaceae. Gene Ontology annotation, molecular function: saccharopine dehydrogenase (NAD+, L-lysine-forming) activity. The record is from RefSeq and is a predicted model, not a curated record. Gene Ontology annotation, cellular component: cytoplasm.